Messenger RNA from Penicillium expansum, 882 nucleotides. RefSeq lists its product as uncharacterized. The transcript is spliced from 4 exons. The record is from RefSeq and is a predicted model, not a curated record. Gene Ontology annotation, biological process: secondary metabolite biosynthetic process. Lineage: Eukaryota; Fungi; Ascomycota; Eurotiomycetes; Eurotiales; Aspergillaceae. The coding region runs from base 1 to 882 and encodes 293 amino acids.
AUGGCGACCCAGCUCGUCCAACUCCCAGAAGUGGAGCGCCUCAGCGCCUCAGUGGUGAGAAUACUAGGCGGAAAUCCGGGGAAGUUCACACUCCAAGGCACAAACACAUACUUAAUUGGCCGCGGCCACCAGCGAAUCUUAAUAGACACAGGCGAAGGCAAGCCCGCAUGGGCAGCAAACCUUCAAUCCGUGCUCUCAGAAGAAAAAGCAACAGUGCACCAGGCUCUCCUGACACACUGGCACCCCGACCAUGUCAGCGGACUGCCAGAUCUACUCAAGCUCUGUCCCGAUGCUCAGAUCUUCAAACAUCAGCCUGAUUCCGCUCAGACAGAUAUCCAGGAAGGUCAGGUAUUCUCCGUUGAGGGUGCUACCUUGACAGCAUUCCAUACGCCUGGACAUACCGUUGAUCAUAUGGUGUUUAUGCUCGAAGAAGAGAAUGCUAUGUUCACGGGUGACAACGUCCUAGGCCACGGCACAUCCGUCUUUGAAUCCCUCAAAACCUACCUUAACAGUCUCCACCGGAUGCGCGACCGCGUCUCCUCAGGCCGGGGGUACCCCGGACACGGGGCGGUGAUCGAGAACGCCGGCGCGCGGAUCACCGAGUACAUCAAGCACCGACAGCAGCGAGAAGACGAGGUCCUGCGCGUGCUCCAAUUUGGUAAACUUGAUGUCGCAGCUGGCGAAUCCUCGCCGGAGCGCAAGCAGGCGUGGACGCCUAUUGAGUUGGUCAAGCGCAUUUAUAGUGACGUUCCCGAGUCUUUGCAUGUACCUGCUUCGCAUGGUGUUUUGCAGGUGCUGAUGAAGCUUGAGGAUGAGGGGAGGACAGUUCUUGAUUCAGACUCGGGGAAAUGGAGUCUUUUGAGUGAGAGGUCGGCUUUGUGA